Messenger RNA from Danio rerio (zebrafish), 7057 nucleotides. Lineage: Eukaryota; Metazoa; Chordata; Actinopteri; Cypriniformes; Danionidae. The record is from RefSeq and is a predicted model, not a curated record.
UUGUCCCGCAGGUCAGUCUUUAGGGCAAGAGGAAGGUGUUCGCAAGCAGCCUCAGCCGCAGUUUGUCAAAACACCUUUGUCCUAAACUUCUGUUUCAUGCACUAACCAAAACACAACUUCCAUUUCCUUCUCCACGAAAGCCGAGGGGCCAUAAAACAUUAAAGCGUUUCCUCUCAGACAUUUGAAAAAUUGAAAACGCGCUGCUAAUUCCACUCCUUCCAUCUUCAGGGAAUAAAGAACAUCUGGGAUUGUGAACGAAGCUUUUUUUUGUUUGUUUCGGGAGUUUUGUUUGAGUCACUUUUCCUGUGUUCUAGUGCUGAGUUUGAAGUAGGGGGAGGCUGAGUGGUAAAGCUAUGCUGCUUCAGGACGACUGAACUGCUCUGUUAGACCACAUUCACUGGAGAAACUGCUGUGGAUUCAGUUGUAGUAUACUGAAUCAAGACUACUCAUCUGAAGAAGACGAUCAAGGCCAAAAAGAUGGGGGUUUUCUUCCUCGCUCUAACAGUGCUCACCUCGAGUCACCUGUGGUCACAUGUCCAAGCUUCGAGUCUAGUGCAGUUAAAUCGAGUUAUUCGAGUAGCCAGAGGACAAUCUGUGUUCAUCACAGCCAACGAACUUCAGUUCCACAUGGAUCACAAAUCCGAGGCCUGUAAAGUAGAAGUGGUGCUUAAUGAACCCAUCACACAAAGAGUGGGAAAACUCACUCCACAGGUUUUCGACUGCCAGUUCUUUCCAGAUGAGGUGAAGUAUGUCCACAAUGGCAGUCCACUUCUUGAGGAAGACACCGUCAUGUUGAGAGUCUACAGGUUUACAGACACCGAGACUUUUGUUGAGUCUAUGUUGCUGAAGGUACGUGUGUUUGAGCCUCAGAGAAGCCUUGUAGAGCUUGGAAAUGUCCCUCUGGUGGUUCCUGAGUUCUAUGGCCUUUCCAAUGCCAUCAACGCCAGCGUUCUCACCUUUAAAACCCAGCCAGAUGUGAUCUGCACGCUUCGUCUUCUCAGCUCUGAGAUCAGUGUUCCAGCACUGGGUCAGCUGGUGGUUGAGGAGUCUGGAACAAUGGUGGACACUGAGGCUGGACCAAGAAAAGGACGUCACACUGCAAUCGCCUGCCCUGGAAAUAAAGCCUGUGACCUCAAGACAAGGCAAGUGGAGUUCCUGAAGACCGACUGCAGUGAAUUCCUCUCUUCAGGUCUGAAGUACCAGCAUCUCAGUCCUCCUUCACCUGAGAUUGACUACAUCCCAGUCCGGCUGGAGUUUCGAGACCAGACCUCCCGAGCCCUGCUAGAGACCGAGAGUGUCUGGUUACCGGUAUUGAUCCAGGGGGCGAUGCAGAACCAGCCGCCUCACGCUGCCUUCAUGUCCACCUUCAUCCUGGAGGUAGAUCAGUUCAUCCUGACGCCUCUGAGCACCGCUGCGCUGGAUGCCAAAGACGACGAGACACCGCAGGACCAGCUCAUUUUCAGUGUCACCAAACCUCCAGCCGAAGGAUAUAUAACUCAUUUAGAUGAUCACACUAAAAUGGCCUCCUCCUUCUCAUGGCAAGACCUGAAUGAGAUGAAAAUCGCAUACCAGCCCCCAAACAGCAGUCAUACAGCCAGGAGGAACUAUGAGGUUGAAUUUCAGGCCAUUGAUGGCUCAUUUGCCCCGAGUCUUCCUAUCCUGAUGCACAUCUCCAUACGCACUGCAGAGACAAACGCACCUCGAGUCUCCUGGAAUAUGGGCUUGGAUCUGCUGGAAGGCCAAUCCAGACCAAUCACAUGGGAGCAUCUACAGAUUGUAGAUAAGGACAAUAUUGACGCCGUCACCUUGAUCGCAAUGGACGGUCCACUUAAUGGACACUUAAGUGUUAGAGGUGGAAAAGGCUUCAUGUUUAAGGUCAAGGAUCUCCGAGAGGGCGUUGUGGUCUAUCAUCACUCGGACAGCGACACCACCAGGGAUUACGUCGUCUUCCGAAUCACAGAUGGCCGCCACAGCAUCAGACAUAAAUUCCCCAUCUACAUCCUUCCCAAAGACGACACGCCGCCUUUUUUAAUCAACAACGUGGCCUUCGAGGUGCAAGAAGGUGGCACGGUUAGGGUGGAGGAGUACAUGCUGAUGGCCUCAGAUCUGGACUCCAGCGACGACUACAUUCAGUAUCAGCUGAUUACUUUUCCCAGAGCUGGACAGCUGAUUAAGAAGUCUUCUCCACAUGAACCAGGUCUCCCAGUCAAGAGUUUCCUGCAGAGGGACCUUUUCCAAGGGCUAAUCUACUACAAGCACUCGGGAGAGGAAGUGUUUGAGGACUCGUUUGAUUUCAUCCUCUCAGAUGUCCAUCAGCCUCCAAACCUGUCGGACAGACAUACUGUGGUGAUCCACGUGUUUCCAGUGAAGGACCAGCUGCCUGUGGAAGUUUCUGGAACGGUUCGCUCCAUCACGGUUAAGGAAACGGAAGUUGUUUACAUCACUCAGAGCCUUCUGCACUUCAGAGAUACAGAGCACCCGGAUACUGACCUCAUGUAUGUGAUCACCCACCCCUGCUUCAGUCCAGGAAACACCAGGUUAUCAGAUGCUGGCAGGCUGUUUUAUACUGACAGCACAAAUGCAAUGAAAAAAGAUGCUAUGGUUCCAGUGCUGAAGUCCUUUACCCAGCAUGCAGUGAACCACCACAAAGUGGCAUACAUGCCUCCAAUAGAGGAUAUUGGGCCUGAGCCUCUGUUUGUGCAGUUUGUGUUUUCUGUGAGUGACCAUCAGGGCGGCGCUCUUACAGGACUCACCUUCAACAUCACAGUCACGCCUGUUGACAACCAGGCCCCAGAAAUGUUUACUAACUUGCUGAGGGUUGAGGAAGGUGGUGGUAGCUUCCUGAUGGAGGAGCAUCUUUUGGUUCAGGAUGUGGACAGCUCGGAAGAUCAGCUCAGGAUACACAUGAAGACCAAACCCCAACAUGGACGGCUGGAGCUGCAGGGAACGGCCAUGCUAGAAGGAGACAGCUUCACUCUGCGGGACCUCAAAGCAUUGAGGGUCAGAUACAUUCAUGAUGACUCUGAGACCCAAAAGGAUAGCAUUGGACUUACAAUCACAGACGGAAUCAACUCAGCACAUGGAGCACUUUUAAUUCAGAUCCUGCCUGUGAAUGAUGAACCGCCACAGUUGGGCUCUGAUUUGAAGGCAAAGCUGUCCUGCAAAGAGGGGGGUCAGGUUCAGAUUACGGUCGAGUACCUCUCUGCUACAGAUGUUGACAGCGAUGACACUCGGCUAACAUACAUGCUUGCCAGAACACCUGGGCGUGGGGUCAUACAGCGAAACGGGGUCACUGUGGACAAGUUCUCCCAGCUGGAUGUGCUCAAUGGACUCAUCUUCUACCUGCACACAGGUGGUGAGAUUGGACCGGAUCCUGUCUCGGACACUGUCACCCUCAUUGUGUCAGAUGGAGAGGCUGGAACAAUGGACGGCUGCUGCCAGGAGGACGCUCUCCCCCCUCCCGUCCCCCUGCAUGGCACGCUUCCGGUCUAUGACCUGAACAUCACUGUGAUGCCUGUCAACAACCAGGUCCCAACCAUUACGCUGGGCGGCAUGAUUGUGGUAGAUGAAGGUGCCAGAGCAUGUCUGUGUGGGGGGGUGUUGGAGGCCAGCGAUCCUGAUAGUCGUCCAGAAGAACUCAUGUUUCACUUGGUCACCCCGCCUCAGUAUGGGUUCCUGGAGAACACCCUUCCAUCCCCUGGCUUCGAGAAAAGCAAUGCUGGACUGAGAGUGGUUUUUUUCAGCCAGCUCCACCUCAGUUCGGGUUUCAUCAACUAUGUCCAGUCGGUGCACCAGGGUGUGGAGCCUACAGCAGACUUCUUUACCAUCAGUGUCAGUGACGGAAUGCAAAGAUCUGCACCAUUGCACGUCUACAUCAUCAUCAACCCCACCAAUGAUGAGGUUCCAUCACUGCUGCUUAGCAACUUCACAGUCAUGGAGGGAGGAAUGAAGGAUCUCAGCCCUGAUAUUCUAAACGCAGUGGACGUUGAUAUCCCAGCAGAAAGUCUCACCCUGACCAUCUUGGAUCCCCCAGCUCAUGGCACUCUGAUCAAUGGCAUAUAUGGUCUUGAGAUGAAUCGUUACAAAAGCAUGAACCCAGAGGUUCUCCAACAAACCUUAGCAAUCCAGUCCUUCACCUUGGAGGAGCUACAGCAAGGAAUGAAGAUCAUGUAUAUGCACGAUGACACAGAAACCCUCAAGGACGCUUUCACCAUACAGUUGACAGAUGGUGGGCACACAGUCCAGGGGACUGCGUGUGUCCGCAUCAUACCAGUCAAUGAUGAAAAGCCAUGGCUACUAAAAAAUGCAGGCGUUGAGGUCGAGGCCCUGGAGAAGAGGGUAAUCUCCAGUGUAGUGCUGGAAGCAGGGGAUCAGGACACUCCCAGUGACCAUCUUCUCUACAUCCUCAACGCAGGUCCAAGAUUUGGCCUUCUUCAGCUCAGGACAGAGGCUGGGUGGGUUGAUCUGAGCCCAGGUCAGAAUUUCACCCAGGAGGAUGUGGAGAUGAAUCGCCUGUGGUACUCUCACACUACAGUUAGUGGCUUCAAAGGUCACGACAGGUUUCACUUUGUCCUCACCGAUGGGGAAAACACAACACCUCCACAGAGUUUCUUCAUCUCGGUCCGCACAGUUCAGAAGGGCGACAUUGCUCUCAUCACUAAGCCUGUGACCUUGCUGGAGGGAGAGAGAGUCAUUCUGACCACUGACAUUCUGACGGCCGCAGACAGUGGAGGCCGGCCAGAUGAGCUCAUAUACACUGUAGCAGUGCCACCUGAACAUGGUCACCUGCACAUGGUCCAAACGCCAGGAGUACCAGUGUUCUCCUUCUCCCAAAUGGAUGUGGCUGCCAACCGGGUAUGCUACACUCAUGACAACAGCCGUUUUGCUGACCGUGAUUCUUUCAGCUUUGCCAUUAGUAACGGUGUAGCUUCCAGAAGUGGUACAGUUCAUUUCACCAUUGAACACAGUGACCGGAUCCCACCAACCCUGAGCACCAACAAAGGCCUUGAGCUCACAGAGGGCUCUAUGAAGACCAUCUCCACGGAAGAGCUAAAACUGACUGAUCCAGAUACAGCUCUAGAGAAUCUCACCUAUGUAGUUACUCAAAGCCCACAGUAUGGAAAGCUGCUCUUUAAAGGAUUGCCUCUCUCCAAGCCUCGUUUCACACAACUGGACAUCAACAAUAUGGAUCUAGCUUACCAACAUCUGAAUGGACGAGCCACGAUCGACAGGUUCGCCUUUCAGCCCACUGAUGGAACGAACAAGGGCUAUUUGGAGUACGGACAGCUAAAGAGUGACCCGGCUGUUUUUACAAUACAGAUAGAGAUACUGGACAAGACGCCACCCAGUAUUAUAAACAAAGGCAUCCCAAGUACUGUGGAGAACCUUCCGGAUGGCAAACAUGGCAUCUAUAUCACUUCCAAAGAGCUGCAGGCCUCAGAUCCAGACAGUCCCGACGACACACUCGAGUUCACCAUCACUAGACCUCCACACUUCGGCUUCCUCGAAAACACCCUCACAGGUGCGUUUAUCAAAGGACGCUUCACUCAGAAGGAUGUGGACCAGAAGGCUGUGCGCUAUGUCAUUCCUGUGGAUGUGGAAGUGACGGCGGACAGCUUUGAAUUUCAAGUCACAGACCCAGCAGGAAACACAAUACUGCCUGAAGUGCUGGAGCUGCGCUGGUCUCGUGUGGAUCUGUCAGCUUCCUGUUACCGUGUGUGUGAGACUGCAGGAACUCUGGCUGUGCAGGUUCUGCGCUCCGGAAACAGCAAAGAUCCGGCUUACAUCGGCAUACAGGUGGAAGAAGGAACAGCCAAAGUCGGGAAAGACUUCACUCACAGCUCGGCCAGUCUGAUACAGUUCGAUCCAGGUGUGAAUGUCAAAAUGUGGAACAUUUACCUGAAAGAUGAUGGACUGGAAGAGAACCAUGAGAGAUUUGACAUCAUUCUGAAGGCUCCAAAAAAUGCUGUUUUGGGACAGAGGAACAAGGCCUCUGUUGAGAUUGUGGAUCCUAGAAAUGGCAGGUGUAAUCCAGAUGACCUUAUUGUGGAGGAAGAUGAGAAUCAACAUACUUACCAAAUCCAGCCACACAUCCCAGAGCCAGAAACACCCGUGCUUGAGGAGUACACUCCGGACCCAAGAAGCGGGAUCCUCUGGGAGAACUAUCCUCCAAGAGGAGACGUCCCGUAUCGCACUGAUUUUAACCAUUACAGCCUUACAGGUCAACAUAUGGAGCAGGAGGCCUUUCACAGUCCAGGCCGGAGACAACUGAGGGUCCUGGAAGGAAACAGACAGAGAGCUGGUCUGUCAGAGGUGGACAGCAGAAAUCAGGAAAGGGUUUGGAGAUUUCACGGUGUGAUCCCGGUGAGCCAGCAGGAAGCGGCUCCUCGUGUUCACUCUGAACUGGAGAUCACUCCCAUCUGGAGCUGGCCUGGAGAUUCAGCAGAAACCCCUCAGCGUGACUCCGCCUCUGACAUUCAACAACACAAAUCUCAGACAUCUGUUAGCAUCGAUUGUCCAAAUGGUUGGACUCACUACCGGAGGAACUGCUAUAUUUUGGGGCCUGGUACCGCUAGCUGGAGUAGCGCACAACAUGCCUGCACACUGCUUGAAGGCCAAUUGACAGGUAUCCACUCAAAGAAUGAUAUGAAGUGGAUCUGGAAGUUUGCUGGGAAGCAGCCAUUUUGGAUUGGACUGGUAGGUGGUCCGGAGCACGGAUGGAUAUGGACGGAUGGGAAAGUGCUGUCGUUCUCCAGACUCAGGAAAGAUGAAGAGGAUCAAACUCGCUCUGUUUGUGUUUUAGCUCAGAGCCAGAAGAUGUGGAUUCCUAAAGGUUGCAUUGAUGGAUCCGAACACAGAUACGUUUGUUCAGCACCUGCACAAAUCAGCUAAAACAGAUUGAAUUAUUUAUAGCGCUCUUUUUAUUAUUAUAAUGUUACUAAUACAUUCUUGCAGAGCUGAAUAAUUGUAUUUCAGCUUACGGUGACAUUCUUUCUGGUGUUAUUAAUAUAUUUACAAUCAAUAAAUGGCAAACAAAAUUGAUAAUACAAAAAGGUAA